Messenger RNA from Glycine soja, 905 nucleotides. RefSeq lists its product as uncharacterized. The transcript has a single exon. The coding region runs from base 355 to 615 and encodes 86 amino acids. Lineage: Eukaryota; Viridiplantae; Streptophyta; Magnoliopsida; Fabales; Fabaceae. The record is from RefSeq and is a predicted model, not a curated record.
UAACCAAAGAAACAAACCUCCCCUGCCCACAACUAAGCAAGUAGGGUCCCACUACACUACCAUGUGAAUCCAACCAAAUUGUUUCAUCACUAGUAGAUGGUGGCAUACCCUUCCUUACAAGAGGCCCCACCACCCCAUCACUCCCAUCCCAUGCCUCCCAGAACCCUGAAUAGUAGCAGCUGUCCAACAUCACACAUGGCUGCCACCACACUGGAUCAUCAUCAUGUAUUGUAUUGUAUUGUAUUGUAUUGUAGCCCUUCUUCCUCUAAAACCCCACAACCUAGCCAUUUAAUACAAACAUUUCCUGCUUCAUGCACUGUUGAAACUUGAAAGUAACACCAAAAACCAAAGGGAAUGGAGAAAAACAACUCCCUCCCUAAAUACUCAUGCUCCUACUCAGAAUUUGGGUUCGCUGAACGAUCAAACUCUUACAAUUUCAACGGGCCAAUCCAAAAGGGAAGUGGGUUUUGUGCAGCAAAUGAUCCAGAGCUUAAGAGGAAGAAGAGAAUCAAGGCUUAUAACGUGUUCACUGUGGAGGAGAAGCUUAAAACAAGUGUUAGAAACGGGUUCAAGUGGAUCAAGGACAAGUUUGGUGACAUUCACAGUGGGGUGUGAACUAUGCAACGAUUGAUUAGAAUAAAAAGUGGGCUAGCUAGUACUUUGAAGGUAUGAAAUUAAAGGGAAAGAAAAUAGAAUGAAUAUUUUUCUUGUUGUAUUUAUAUAUCUUGAGAGGUACUUUUAUCAACUAAGAUGUUUUACAAAGAAAAAAAAAUUGAGUGCAAGAUGUUAUUAACGGUUUCAAGGAAGAGUUCAUGCAAUUAGUAUGUAUCAAAGAAAUGAGUGUAGUUUUGAACUCAUUUUCCUGUCUUUCGUUCUCUUCUUUAAGAAUUCUAGGAUAUAAUUUA